Messenger RNA from Coccidioides immitis RS, 309 nucleotides. RefSeq lists its product as uncharacterized. The record is from RefSeq and is a predicted model, not a curated record. NCBI's taxonomy places the organism in Eukaryota, Fungi, Ascomycota, Eurotiomycetes, Onygenales, Onygenaceae. The transcript is spliced from 2 exons. Bases 1 to 309 code for a protein of 102 amino acids.
AUGUCUGCAUUCAAAGCACCAGCUGUCAAUACUCAAGAUCUUAUAAAUAGAAUCUUGCAGCUUGAACAGAUUACUAAGAAACUUGAAGAGCAGAACUGUAAAUUGAAACAUCAUAAUAAGCAGCUUGAGGUCCAGGUUAUAGCCAUCUUAUCUACUGAACAACAGGAAAAGAAAGAUAAAGUCAAAGUCAAUCCACUAGAACUCUUCAAGAAUAAAGUUAAUCAGAACAAUAAUAUGCUUAAGAUUAUUGACAGUUAUGACAUCUUUAUUCAGAUAUUGAAAACCACUUUCAGAGAAGUUGAAGAAUGA